Messenger RNA from Trichobilharzia regenti, 530 nucleotides. The record is from the annotation of a GenBank genome assembly. NCBI's taxonomy places the organism in Eukaryota, Metazoa, Platyhelminthes, Trematoda, Strigeidida, Schistosomatidae.
UUAUGGACAUCCGGUGUGACUAUCAGUCAUUCAUAUGCUCCUGGAGUUGUCAAUCCAAAAGCAAUCAAUACAACCUUAUAUUAUCUUGCUUCAAAUAGUCCAAAUCUAUUGUCUACACAAUCGUCAGGCAGUAAUUCCUCCGUUAUCGACCAAUAUAAACUACGACAUGAAGGCUAUGAUCAAUGUUUCCGUGGUACAUAUACUCUCACUCGACAGCUAACCUCAAUAUUGCUCACCUCAUUAUACCACUUAAUACACACGGGAGAUAGAAAGAAGGCACCUGUGAUCAAAGACAGCUAACCAAACUUUGCAUGUCUUCCACUCUCAAUGUCCAGGUCUCACAGCUAGCUGUAAAGGAGGAGGACGGACUGAUGAGCAGUAUAUCCACUCUUUGGUCGAUGGCCAGCCGGAUAUCACGUCUACUAAUCCAGAGACGACGUAAACUUGCAUGUGCGAAAUUAACCCUCUGUAUCCGUACUGAGAUUUUGUCAGUGAUCAACCCGUUGCCGUUACCUGACGCAACUUCCGAG